AUGUUGCUCUCAGUGCUUCUGGCCCCGAUUCUCGGCUUCUGCUGGGUUACGCAGGGUGUCAAGUUGCCUGUUGUCGACCUUGGGUAUGGGCUCCAUCAGGCAAUAGCAUACAACGACUCUUUGGACUUUUACAACUUCUCCAACAUCCGAUAUGCUCGGGCCCCAACAGGCAAUCUUCGCUUCACGGCUCCCCAGCCUCCAUUGACGAACAGAACUGUUCAGAACGGCAGCUCCGGGGGAACCUGCCCUCAGUCAUACCCUGUUUGGUAUCUCUGUGGCUUGGCUCUGCUCAGCGGCUCCAUCAACUCCACCAAUGCAUGUGAUGCUAGCCUCAUUCCCAAGCCUGACUCCACAGAACGAGAGGAUUGCCUGUUCCUAGACGUCAUCGUCCCCAAACAGAUUUUUCCCAACGCCAGCACAAAACAGGACACAGGAGCGCCGGUGAUGGUUUGGGUCUAUGGAGGUGGAUUCACUUUUAGCAAGAAAUAUGAGGAUGGAAAUCCCGCUGGCCUUAUCCAGAGAAGCCGGGAAGAAGACCCUAGUGGCAAAGGCGUUAUCUACGUUACCUUCAAUUAUAGGGUAGGAGGUGGUGCAUUUGGGUUUCUGUCAGGACCUAACGUCCAAUCCAAUGGGAGGGCCAACGCUGGUCUGCUCGAUCAGCGAAUGGCGCUCGAAUGGGUGCAGCGCUAUAUUCAUCUCUUCGGAGGCGAUCCAAAGCAGGUCACCGUGUUUGGACAAUCUGCUGGUGCCGGGUCCAUCAUGCACCAGAUCACCGCAUUUGCAGGCCUGAAGGGUCCUGCGCCUUUUCGGAGAGCAAUUCUGCAAUCCCCCGGAUUUGAACCGUUCCCCAGCCACUGGGAACAGGACAAUCUGUUGCAGAAAUAUCUCGGACUCCUUAACGUGUCGACGAUCCAAGAAGCACGCCAGCUUCCGUUCGCUUCUCUCUCGGCCGCCAAUGUGGAACUCGUCGCGGGAUCGCCGUAUGGGACAUUUACAUUUGCGCCCGCGGUCGACGGGGAUUUCGUACCGUCGCUGCCUGGUAACCUUUUGGCACAGGGGAACUAUGAUACGUCGGUACAGAUCAUGACGGGCUUCAACGCCCACGAGACGCUCUACUUCACCGACCCGGACAGUACCAAUAACUCAAUCUUCGUGUCCAGCAUCUCUAGCACGUUUCCCGGCAUCCAGCCCUCGGUGGCCAACUACGUGGCCCAGGACCUCUACCCGCCGAUCUUCAACGGAAGCUACCCUUAUACGUCGUUCUAUGAGCGGGCCGAGCUGACGCUGCAGGAAAGCGCGUUCACAUGCAACACGUUCUUCCUCCAGGAGGCCGCGAAGCUAGCGGCCGGGUACGGAUACCGCUUCAGCGUCCCGCCUGCCUACCACGGUCAAGACGUGGCCUACACGUACUACAACGCCGCCACGGCAGGGCGCGGCGUGAACGCCACGAUCGCCCUGCUCAUGCAGCGGUUCUUCACGCGCUUUGCGCUCAGCGGCGACCCCAACCGCAAGGGCGACGCGGUCACGAUCCCUGUGUACCAGCCAUCGAGGGAGAUCCUAGACCUGAACGUGACGGGUCUGGACGUGGUCCCGGAUCCCAACGACAACGCGCGCUGUCGGUGGUGGCAGAAGUCUCUGUACUACUGA
Cladophialophora bantiana CBS 173.52 is the source of this 1647-nucleotide messenger RNA. RefSeq lists its product as uncharacterized. The transcript has 3 exons. The coding region runs from base 1 to 1647 and encodes 548 amino acids. The record is from RefSeq and is a predicted model, not a curated record. NCBI's taxonomy places the organism in Eukaryota, Fungi, Ascomycota, Eurotiomycetes, Chaetothyriales, Herpotrichiellaceae.